Messenger RNA from Oikopleura dioica, 705 nucleotides. NCBI's taxonomy places the organism in Eukaryota, Metazoa, Chordata, Appendicularia, Copelata, Oikopleuridae. The record is from the annotation of a GenBank genome assembly.
AUGACAAAGCCGAGAAAGUUCAUUCAUCUCCACUCGGGAGAAGUUACUGAUGCUGGUUUAUAUGGUUUGUGCGACUCAUGCAAACGCUUUCCUCCUUCGACUGCCCGAAUCAAUGACAUUCGUGUUUGCGAAGAGUGCAAGGCUGAAAAAUUUCCUCAAGUAACAGAAGUAGAAUUCAUCGACUCGGAUGCUGAUUUCCAGUGUCCAGCGUAUUCUUGCGGCUAUAAGUACAACUCUUUUCGAGAGCAAAUCAUCGGCUACUGCUGUAAAGAAGCUUCGAAGAAGAUUUUUAUUGAAGAUCCCUUCGCGCGGCUCAACACAGUGACAAGAAUUCUCGAGGAAGCAAGACAAGAAGAGCAUUCAGCAAAAAAAGAAUUCGAGUGUAAAAGACUCUUUCGCAAAGAAGUCCAAAAACGACUUUCUCUCGUGGCGAAACUAGCAGUCAAGGAGGACAACAGUGAUUUAGAUGACGGGUCCGAGAGUGAGACUGAUGCUGAACCUCCAGCAAAGAAGAAGAAAGAGGAAGAGAAUGAGAUGCAUCAAUGCGGAAUCUGCUUCGCACUCUACGACGAGGAUCACCCGGAAGGAGUCAUCAUCACCUGCAAGCACAAGUUCUGCUUCGACUGUAUCACCAAGCUCCCAAAGAAAGAGUGUCCAAAAUGCAACAAACGGUUCACUGAUGACGAUGUUAUUAAACUCUUCUGA